CCCUGAGUGUGAUUUUGGGGCUGGACAGUGCAGUUUGGGGGCUGGAUCAGGUGCCCAGGAGGAUCUUCCCCAUCUCGCUGAUCUACGAGCCCAUCCCCAAGGAAGAGGCGGCGGCGGCGGCGAGCAAACCGGAGCGCCUGGACCCCCGGCCCUACCUGCGGGUGCUGCAGGCCAUCGACCACAAAUACCCCCCGGAGGAACGCGGCGACCUCCUGGUUUUCCUCAGCGGGGUGGCCGAGAUCGGCGCCGUGCAGGAGGCAGCGCAGGUCUACGCCGCGCACACGCAGCGCUGGAUUGUGCUGCCCCUGCACAGCACCCUCUCCGUCAGCGAGCAGGAUAAGGUGUUCGACGUGCCCCCUCCCGGCGUCCGAAAGUGCAUCCUCGCCACCAACAUCGCCGAGACCUCGGUGACCAUCGACGGCGUGCGCUUCGUGCUGGAUUCGGGGAAGGUGAAGGAGAUGAGCUACGACCCCCAGGGCAAACUCCAGCGCCUGCAGGAGUUCUGGAUCAGCCGGGCGAGCGCCGAGCAGCGGAAGGGACGCGCUGGCAGGACGGGGCCCGGUGUCUGCUACCGGCUCUACGCCGAAUCCGACUACGACGCCUUUCCCCCCUACCCCGUGCCGGAGAUCCAGCGGGUCGCGCUCGAUGCUCUGGUCCUGCAGCUAAAAAGCAUGGGGCUGGGAGACCCCCGGACCUUCCCCUUCCUGGAGCCCCCUCCCUCGGCCAGCCUGGAGACGGCCGUGCGCUACCUGCGGGAGCAGGGGGCCCUGGACGAAGCCGAGGAGCUGACCCCCAUCGGGACGCUGCUGGCCCAGCUGCCCGUGGACGUGGUGGUGGGCAAAAUGCUGGUGCUGGGCGCGCUUUUCGGGCUGGCCGAGCCCACGCUGACGGUGGCGGCGGCGCUGAGCGUGCAGUCGCCCUUCCUGCGCCUCUCCAACGCCAACCCCGACUGCGCCACCGCCCGGCGGCCCCUCGAGAGCCCCCACGGGGACCCCCUGACGCUGCUCAACGCCUUCAACGAGUGGGUGCAGGUGAAGUCGGAGCGCGGCGGCAGCUCGCGCAAGUGGUGCCGGCGGCGGGGCUUGGAGGAGCAUCGGCUCUACGAGGCCGCCAACCUGCGGCGGCAGUUCCAGGAGCUGCUCCGAGACCACCGGCUCCUGGAGGCGGCCCCCAGCCGGCCCAGCGACAGCUACAGCCGGCAGAGCCGGCACCGGGAGCGCCGCGAGCUGCACCGGCUCUGGCGCCACCACACCGAGACGCAGGGACGGAGGCGCAAGGUGCUGCGGCUCCAGGACGGCACCGCCGGCUCCUCUGGUGAGGAAGAGGAAGGAGCAGGCGGCCGCGAGCCCGGUGAGCGCAGCGUCGACAUCCAGGACGUCAAGUUUAAGCUCCGCCAUGACAUGGACGAGCUGCAGGCCGCAUCCGGCUCGGUCCUGUCACCCUCGCAGCUCACCCUGCUCAAGCUGGUGCUGUGCAGGGGGCUCUACCCGCAGCUGGCCGUGCCCGACGCGCUCAACAACAGCCGCAAGGACUCGGAUCAGAUUUUCCACACCAAGAGCAAGCAGGGCGUCGUGCUUCACCCGUCCUGCGUCUUCGCCACCAGCCCGGAGCUGCUGCACGCCAAGGAGGGGAAGGAGCGCGGCGGGACCAAAGAGGACGGGCUGAGCCGCCACCACCAGCUCCUCGCCUUCGUCUCGCUGCUGGAGACCACCAAGCCCUACCUGGUCAACUGCAUCCGUGUGCCGGCGCUGCAGGCUCUCCUGCUCUUCUCCCGCUCGCUCGACACCAACGCGGACUGCACGCGGCUGGUGGCGGACGGCUGGCUGGAGCUCACCCUUCCCGCCGCCGCCGCCGCCCUGCGCUUCCUCGCCGCCGCCCUGCAGCUCCGAGCCUCCUGGGAGAAGCUCCUGGACCAGCAGCUGGACCCCGGGGGCGACGAGCCCAGCUCCAGGGACCUCUCCGCACUCAAACGGGGGCUGUUGGAGUUCCUGGCGAUGGAGGUGGGGGCUGGAGGGGGGCGGUCGCGACGCGCGGGGUGGUUUUAGUGGUU
Messenger RNA from Oxyura jamaicensis (ruddy duck), 2050 nucleotides. Its product is annotated as probable ATP-dependent RNA helicase DHX34. NCBI's taxonomy places the organism in Eukaryota, Metazoa, Chordata, Aves, Anseriformes, Anatidae. The transcript is spliced from 12 exons. Gene Ontology annotation, biological process: nuclear-transcribed mRNA catabolic process, nonsense-mediated decay. The record is from RefSeq and is a predicted model, not a curated record. Gene Ontology annotation, molecular function: RNA binding. Gene Ontology annotation, cellular component: intracellular anatomical structure. The annotation marks the transcript as partial.